ACGCAACCUUCUUCCCUCAACCCUCCCCUCCCUCCCAGGAAGACAGACAAACAAAUCCGUCAAGAUGGCCCCCUCCAACCUGCCCUCCGUCUUCAACGCCACCAGCCAGGACAUUGAGAUGCUCCUGGCUGCCCAGUGCCACCUGGGUAGCAAGAACCUCCAGGUUCACAUGGAGAACUACCUCUGGAAGACCCGUGCUGACGGUGUCAACGUUCUCAACGUCGGCAAGACCUGGGAGAAGAUUGUCCUGGCCGCCCGCAUCAUCGCCGCCAUCGACAACCCCGCCGAUGUCUGUGUCAUCUCUGCCCGUCCCUACGGACAGCGUGCCGUCCUCAAGUUCGCUUCCCACACUGGUGCCACUGCCAUCGCCGGUCGCUUCACCCCCGGUUCCUUCACCAACUACAUCACCCGCUCGUUCAAGGAGCCCCGUCUGAUCGUCGUCACCGACCCUCGCACCGACGCCCAGGCCAUCAAGGAGGCUUCCUACGUCAACAUCCCCGUCAUCGCCCUCACCGACACUGACUCCCCCACCGAGUACGUCGACGUCGCCAUCCCCACCAACAACAAGGGUCGCCACGCCAUCGGCUGCGUCUGGUGGAUGCUCGCCCGUGAGGUCCUCCGCCUCCGCGGCACCAUCUACAGCCGCGAGACCCCCUGGGACGUCAUGGUCGAUCUUUACUUCUACCGCGACCCCGAGGCCGAGGCCGAGGAGAAGGUCGAGGAGGAGAAGGUCCCCGGCGCCGAGGAGGAGGGCCCCGCUGCCAUCGAGUCCGGCUUCGCUGCUACUGGUGGUGACUGGGAGGCUCCCGCCGCUGGCUUCGCUGGUGCCACCGGUACCGGCUGGGACGGCGCUGCCGGUGACGAGUGGGGUGCCGCUCCCGCCACCACUGAGUGGGCUGCUUCCGCUGCUCCCGCCGCUGCCUCCGGCGAGGCUGCCAAGGAGACCACGUGGUAGGGUAACGAGGCUCCUGGCGACAACGAGGAGGUCGACGCCACUGCUGCUGCUGGACAUGGAGGCGCAGAGGUUGAAUACCUUCCUCCCGCCGACAUUGAGUGGUGAAGAACAAAAGAAAAAAAUUUACUAGGGAACGGUUGUCUAGUCACAUACGUGUGACGGGCAGGAGAAACAAUGGCGAAAGUGGUUCAAUCAAACUAUUCGGCGGCGUUUUUUCGACAAAGCUCUGGCUGACUUUUACAAAACAAACAUCUUGGGACUGAGGUUCAACCAUGGUGGUGCUGAUGAGGGAAAGAUACUAUCCUCCCCUUUUUUUCUUUGAUCCCUUUUUUUUCAUCUCUCCUUUCGCGUGUGUAUGUUCGCCCAAGGUUGAGGAGAAAGAGGGUGAGAGGGGUGGAGAGGGAAAGCCCUGUACCGCCAGGGGGGAUGGACUUGAUCGUUAUCCCGCCUUUGUUCUGCGGUUUUGAUGCGAGAGAAGCUAAAUACGAGUCGUCCAAGCUGAGUUAAAAACCAUGAAAAAAAGAUGAAAGGUG
This is a messenger RNA of Fusarium vanettenii 77-13-4, 1488 nucleotides long. Its product is annotated as 40S ribosomal protein S0. Gene Ontology annotation, biological process: cytoplasmic translation; ribosomal small subunit assembly. Gene Ontology annotation, molecular function: structural constituent of ribosome. The transcript is spliced from 3 exons. The record is from RefSeq and is a predicted model, not a curated record. Bases 65 to 955 code for a protein of 296 amino acids. Lineage: Eukaryota; Fungi; Ascomycota; Sordariomycetes; Hypocreales; Nectriaceae. Gene Ontology annotation, cellular component: 90S preribosome; ribosome; cytosolic small ribosomal subunit.